This is a messenger RNA of Polyodon spathula (Mississippi paddlefish), 3901 nucleotides long. It is a transcript of the gene itga3b, whose product is annotated as integrin, alpha 3b. Gene Ontology annotation, biological process: leukocyte migration; cell-cell adhesion; cell-matrix adhesion. Gene Ontology annotation, cellular component: integrin complex; external side of plasma membrane. Gene Ontology annotation, molecular function: integrin binding. The coding region runs from base 189 to 3347 and encodes 1052 amino acids. The transcript has 26 exons. Lineage: Eukaryota; Metazoa; Chordata; Actinopteri; Acipenseriformes; Polyodontidae. The record is from RefSeq and is a predicted model, not a curated record.
GUGUAGUGAAUGAGGGAGGCAGGCAGAGAGGUAGGCUAGGAAGGAGAGAGACACUCAAACACAUAUAUACUCGCUUCCAGUCAGAGCUCUGCAUGCGGUCGGGUGGGGGGGGACUCAAGCUGAAACUGAAGUAUCAAACGAAGAAAUAAUUUGAACUCACUAAAGCGGGGAUCAAAGCGAGAACCAACAUGGCUUCUGAUCAGACGCACUUGUUCUCACGGGAUUUUUGCCUUUUUCUAUUAGCCUUAUACGGUGGGAUUCAAAUCUGCCUUGGAUUUAACAUAGAUACGCGAUUCCCGGUGGUGAAAGAAGGGCAGACGAGCGGGAGCUUCUUUGGGUUUUCCGUCGCACUGCACAAACAGACGGAGGGUGCUACCAGAUACCUGCUUUUAACUGGAGCCCCAAAGGAGAAAGCAUCCCCAGCGCUCAAGGUCAAUGAAACUGGAGCGGUUUAUUAUUGUCCCAUCACCACAGACACCAAGGACUGCACCCGUGUUGACCUGGUUAAGAAUGUCAAUCCCGCUCAGGAAAUGGUGGAGGACAUGUGGCUGGGAGUCACUGUGGCCAGUCAAGGAGGUGCCAAUGGGGGGAGAGUGUUGGCUUGCGGACACCGCUACGUGAAGAUCUUGAUGUCUGGCUCUGAGGAGCAGAGGCGCAUGAUUGGGAAGUGCUUUGUGAGAGGGAACGAUCUGAGCUACAACCCCAAUGAUGAUUGGCAGUCACAUCACUAUGAGGUGUGCAACCCUGCCAAUGACAUGAGCAGUGAAGGCAUGUGCACCAUGGGCAUGUCAGGAGGCAUGACGGAGACGGAAGUAUACAUCGGCACUCCGGGGAGCUUCACAUGGCAAGGAAGUGUUGACGUGACCUGGUGGAACCCUAAAGCAUCCUGGGAUCUGUACGAAAGAAAGUAUCCUAACACGGACAACAAUAACAUCUAUAUCGGAUAUUCAGUACAAGAGGAAAAGAACAUGCUACACGCUGAUAAGUACACCGUUAUAGCUGGUGCUCCUCGAGCUUCCCACAAGGGGGCAGUCUUUCUGAUGGAUAUCAACACGGACGUCAUUGGGUUCAACACGAUGCUGUCCGGAGAACAAGUGGGCUCGUAUUUCGGAAACAGUAUUGCAGCAGCAGAUCUGAACAAUGAUGGCUGGAAGGACCUGCUCGUCGGAGCUCCAUUCUAUUUCGACCGGAAGAAGGAAAAAGGAGGAGCCGUUUACAUAUUCAUGAACGAGGGCGGGGUUUUCCAGAACACCUCCACUCUGGUCCUGAAGGGAGUCAGCGGCUCAGGGUUUGGGUUUGCCGUUGCCAGCGUGGGAGACGUUAACCAGGAUGGCUUUGAAGACAUUGCCAUCGGUGCUCCCUUUGAUGGAUCUGGCAAGGUGUUCCUUUACUGCAGCAGCAAAGAGGGACUUUCCAAAGAACCCAAACAGGUGAUUGACGGCAAUGAGAUUGGCGCUAGCGGCAUCAAGGUGUUUGGAUACGCCAUCAACGGCGGCCUAGAUGUUGAUGAUAAUUCUUACCCAGAUAUCCUUGUGGGCAGCUUGGAUGAUAAGAUUGCACUACUCAGAGCUCGUCCAGUUAUCCAGCUCUCCAAAACAUUCAAUGUGAGCCCAAAUAUCGUGGAUCCUGCCAACUGCACUGAUGACUCCUGUAUUAAGGUGAAGCUGUGUUUCUCCUAUAUUCUCAGCAACGGAAACACAACAUUUCAAAAGAACAUCACUCUUAAGUACAGGCUAGAAGCAGACGCAGACCGCCGCUCUCCUCGUGUGAAGUUUCUCAAGCCAAGUUCUCUAUCAGUCUAUGAGGGCUACUUCUCCAUGCCAGAGACCAAAUGUCAGACUAUCAAGCUCAUACUGACAGAUAACAUUCAAGACAAGCUGCACCCAAUUGAGUUUGUGCUGAACUAUUCCAUCUAUGAGAAGACGGCAAGGAGGCGCAGGGACAUUCAGAGCUUGGAUGCCUACCCAGUGUUAAGUGAAGAGCAAACCCACCGAGACACACAAGAGAUUCACUUCCAUAAGAAAUGUGGAGCAGACAACAGGUGCAGAAGUAACCUACAGAUGACUGCAGCCUUCGCCUCCUUUGCCCCCGAAGAACAACUGCCCAGCAAGGCUGGGAAGCAAGUCCUGCAGUACAGCCCUGAUGUGAAGAAGCUCCUUCUCGUUGUGAACGUGACCAAUCUGCGCACUAACACUCGUGAAGCUGAGGACGCCCACCAAGCCAUCCUCAACAUUACCCUCCCUACGGCGCUGCAGUAUUCGGGGGUCCGAUCGGAUAACAACAUUGAGUGUCAUGCUGAAGAGACGGUGAUCUGUGAACUAGGAAACCCAUUCAAAAGCGAACAAGAGGAAACAAUCCGGCUCAUUUUUGAAGCCUCUGGAAUCACCCUCAACACACAACAGAUUGAAGCCGAGCUCCAGCUCUCCACGCAGAGUGAACAGGAUGACCUGAAUCCAGUGCCUGUCGUAUUGCAAAUACAGUACUCAGUGCAAGCCUCCUUCUCUGUGGACAAUGGAAGACAGCUAACCUAUUUCAGUGGGUCAGUGAUGGGUGAAUCAGCCAUGAAAAAAGCAGAAGAUGUGGGAAGCCCAGUGGAGUACACAUUUAAUGUUGCAGUAAAAGGGGAGCCCCUGGGCAGUAUGGCUACCUUAGCAGUGGUGUUUGAUUGGCCCUAUGAAGUCGCCAAUGGCAAGUGGCUACUGUACUUGACUGAGAUUGUGACAAAGGGAACGGCAGAGAGCCACUGUGUUCCAAAAGGAGACAUUGUCAAUCCUCUCAAUCUUACACUGCCUAGUCGAGGAUCAAACAGGAGAAGGCGGGAGGCUGACUUGCCUCAGGGCCUGGAGGCUGGAUCAACUCUGCCGACGUCAAAGAAGGGAAAAAUAACCGUGACUCUGGAUUGUUCUCAAAAAACAGCAAACUGCAUCACUUUCAGCUGCCCUCUUCUCAACAUGACCAAUAAGGCCACUGUGAUCGUCCGCGCACGAGUGUGGAACAGCACACUGCUGGAGGAUUACUCGGAAGUAGGCCGUGUGACAGUGAAGGCCAAAGCAACGCUGAAAUUGGACACCAAGAAACCAACAAUCAAAAUGACAGAGACAACACAUCCGAUCAUCCUGGAAGUGGACUCUGAAAUCCUAGAGGAGACUCCUGGAGAUAUUGCACUGUGGAUUAUCAUUGUGGCUGUGGUGGCAGGAAUUCUGCUACUGGGGUUAAUCAUACUGCUGCUGUGGAAGUGUGGCUUCUUCAAGCGGGCCAGCAGGAGGGAAAUGUACGAGGCCAAGGGUCAGAAAGCGGAGAUGAAGAUCCAGCCCUCUGAGACAGAGAGGCUGACCGAGGACUACUGAGAAAGGGCCCUUCGGGGCCAUAGGCACAUUUCACCGGGGUUCAUUGUGUGGCUUCUUUAAGAGAACAAGCUUUUACAGGGUAAUGCCGAAGUACCAUGCAGUGAAAAUCCGCAAAGAAGAACGCUACCAGUUCAACGAAGGCUUCCUAACCAAGAGCCCAAAUAAAAAAGAAUGGGUAACAAACUGGACAGAAAUGCACCAUUAUUACAACUGACCCCUAGGCUUUGCCCCUCUGCUGCAGGACUCAUUAUUGGGGGGGGGGGGGGGGGGGGCAGAGCGAGAAGCCACACAUUCACCUGGGGCGUUUGUGGUAUAACAAAGGACUAAGCAAAUCGCAUUCAUGUUAAAAAAUUAAUAAAUAAUAAUUAAUUUGCUUCAUCAAAUAUGCUGACUUCUAGUGCAAUAUUAACGUGUUCUGUUUUGUUAAAACUUUGCAACAUGACAGGAAACCAGAUUGAUCAAAAUAUUCAGAGAAAAGUGUCUAUGGACUGCUCAAUAUUUCAUUUAUGUAAACCCAUAUAUAUAUAUUUUUUUGGAUUUUAGAAUCCCCCCCC